This is a messenger RNA of Chrysochloris asiatica (Cape golden mole), 1407 nucleotides long. RefSeq names its product ALG1, chitobiosyldiphosphodolichol beta-mannosyltransferase (gene ALG1). Gene Ontology annotation, molecular function: mannosyltransferase activity. NCBI's taxonomy places the organism in Eukaryota, Metazoa, Chordata, Mammalia, Afrosoricida, Chrysochloridae. Gene Ontology annotation, cellular component: endoplasmic reticulum. The record is from RefSeq and is a predicted model, not a curated record. The transcript is spliced from 13 exons. Bases 1 to 1407 code for a protein of 468 amino acids.
AUGGCGGCGCCCUGCGCGGCUCUGCUGUCUUUGCUGCUAUCUCUGCUGCUGUCUUUCCUGCUGCUCCUGAGCGUGUGGAAGCGCUGGCGGCGAUGGCGGGCCGCGUCCCGGCACGUGGCCGUCGUGGUGCUGGGCGACUUGGGCCGUAGCCCCCGCAUGCAGUACCACGCGCUAUCACUGGCCAAGUGCGGCUUCUCAGUAACCUUCUUGGGGUUCUACAAUUCCAAACCCCGUGAUGAGCUCUUGCACAAUGACAGACUUGAAAUUGUAGGGUUGACAGAAGUGAAUAUGCUUGCAGCUGGGCCCCUAGUUCUUCAGUAUGGAGUCAAAGUGGUUGUUCAGGCAUUGCAGCUGUUCUGGGCUUUUGUGAAGAUUGAGCCGGCAUGCCACAUCUUCCUCCAGAAUCCCCCGGGCCUGCCUGGCAUCGCUGUCUGCUGGCUUGUGUGUUGCCUCUUUGGGGGCAAGCUUGUUGUUGACUGGCACAACUACGGCUACUCCAUCCUGGGUCUGCAGCACGGCCCCAGCCAUCCCCUCGUUCUGCUGGCCAAAUGGUAUGAGAAGUUCUGUGGACGCCUGUCACACCUGAACCUGUGCGUGACCUACGCAAUGAAGGAGGAUUUGGCGCAGAAUUGGAGCAUCAAGGCCGUGACCGUCCAUGACCAGCCAGCGUCCUUUUUCAGAGAGACCCCCCUGGACCUGCAACACCGACUCUUCAUGAAGUUGGGCUGUGUCCACCCUGUGUUCAGGGCCCGCUCAGAGCCCUUGGAUCCCGCCACGGAGCGCUCAGCCUUCACCGAGCGGGAUGCUGGGAGCGGAUUGGUGACACUCCGGCAGGGGCGGCCAGCCCUGUUGGUCAGCAGUACGAGCUGGACAGAAGACGAGGACUUUUCCAUCCUGCUGGAAGCCUUAGAAAAGUAUGAACAACUGAGUGUUGAUGGGGAAAACCUUCCCGCUCUCGUGUGUGUGAUAACAGGCCGAGGGCCGCUGAAGGAACACUACAGCCGACUCAUUGGGCACAAGCGUUUCCAGCAUGUCCGCGUCUGCACGCCGUGGCUGGAGGCCGAGGACUACCCCAUGCUCCUAGGGUCAGCGGACCUGGGUGUCAGCCUCCACAAGUCUUCCAGCGGUCUGGACCUGCCCAUGAAGGUCGUGGAUAUGUUUGGGUGCUGCUUGCCCGUGUGUGCUGUGAACUUCCAGUGUUUGCACGAGCUGGUGAAACAUGAGGAAAAUGGUCUGGUCUUCGAGGACUCGGAGGAACUGGCAGCUCAGUUGAAGAUGCUUUUCUCCACAUUCCCUGAUCCUGCUGGCAAACUGAACCAGUUCCGGAACACCCUCCGAGGGUCCAGGCAGCUUCGCUGGCACGAGAGCUGGAGGCAGACUGUGCUCCCUUUGAUUGUGGACACAUGA